Molecule: messenger RNA, 481 nt
Organism: Rhipicephalus microplus (southern cattle tick)
Lineage: Eukaryota; Metazoa; Arthropoda; Arachnida; Ixodida; Ixodidae
Molecular function (GO): CoA-ligase activity
Source: RefSeq, a predicted model, not a curated record
AUGGGAGUGGCGUCACAGACACGUGUGUGUGCAGGGGACGUUGGUUACUACGACGCCACUGGCCGGCUCUACGUGACUGAGCGGCUGAAGAGCGUCAUCAAGUGUCUGGACACCAAGGUGGAACCCUUCGAGGUGGAGCAGUGUGUCCUCGAAUUGUGCUGUGUUGCCGAAGUUGCCAUCCUGGGAGUGCCUCACCCGGUCCUCGGAGAGGCACCGGCGGCCAUUGUUGUGCUGAGGCAAGGAUGGAAAGUGGGCAUGAACGAUCACAUCGCACAGCGCAUCAAUGACCACGUGGCAGAGAAGCUAGCUGUUUACAAGGGACUACAUGGAGGGAUUGCCAUCGCUGAAGGGCUGCCCAAAAACAGGAGAGGCAAAGUGCUGAAGCGCUAUCUGAUGGCAGAGUUUCUAAAACUUAAGAAAGAAGGAAUGUUUUAUCAAUAUUUGUGAAGAAAACACAAAGAUGAUUGUCCUCAUCAACUGU